This is a messenger RNA of Falco peregrinus (peregrine falcon), 3198 nucleotides long. It is a transcript of the gene LRP3, whose product is annotated as LDL receptor related protein 3. Gene Ontology annotation, cellular component: plasma membrane. Bases 16 to 3171 code for a protein of 1051 amino acids. The transcript is spliced from 8 exons. The record is from RefSeq and is a predicted model, not a curated record. Lineage: Eukaryota; Metazoa; Chordata; Aves; Falconiformes; Falconidae. Gene Ontology annotation, molecular function: protein binding.
GCGCGGCCUCCCGCCAUGGGGCCGCGGGCUCCUCGCAGCCCGCCCGGCGCGGGGGCAGCCCCAGCGGGGAGCCGCGCUGCCGCCCGGCGGGGGCCGGGGCGCGCCACGGCGGCGGGGCCGGGGCGCGGCGGGAGCGUGGCGCCCGCUGCCCGACAGGAAGCCCGGCGGCCCGGCGCGGUGCGGGCGGGCUCGGCCCUCGCCUUCCCUUCCGCCCCGGGCCGCGCUCCGCCCGCGCCGCCCGGCGGCCCCUCAGGUGUGCGCGGCGCGGAGCGGGGCGGCGCUCCCCUCGUCCUCCGGCCCGGCCGCCGCAGCUGCACGGCGGGCCUGUCACGUGGGGCGGCGGCGGCGGAGCGGCGGCGGCGCUGCGGUCUGUCCUCCUCCACCUGCCCCGGAGCGCGGAGCGCGGGCCGGCCAUGGGGCUGCGGCGGCAGGCGGCCGCCCCGCUCCCGGCGCCGCGGCGUGAGGGCGCUCCGCGGGCUGGCUGCGCCGCCGGCUCCCGCGGCUCGGCGUAGAGGCGCGGCGGGCGCCGAGCUGCCGUGGUUCCCCCCGCGCCGAAGGGCAGGCGGCGGCGACCCGCCAUGGAGAAGGCAGCGGCCGCGGAGCUCCGGCAGGGCGCGCUGGUGCCGCUCACCGCCAUCUGCCUGGGACCUGAGGUCCGUAGUGGUCUGUGCGCCUGCCGAAAUCGCUGUCUGCGCUGAGCUCUGGCUUCAGGAAGGAGAAAGUCCGAACUGUGGGUAUCCAGUGAAUCUCUUCCUGACUGGGAAAAUAGAAAGUGCUGUUACCUCAUUAGCUGAUUGCAGUGGAGAACUGGAAAAGCACACAGAGCGACGGGGAGUCAUCUAUAGUCCUGCAUGGCCAUUGAACUAUCCUCCAGCUGUAAACUGCAGCUGGUACAUUCAAGGAGAUCAUGGAGACAUGAUAACAAUUAGUUUUAAGAAUUUUGAUUUGGAAGACUCUCAGAAGUGUGCAGUAGACUGGUUGAUGAUCGGCCCAUCUUCCAAGAGGGAGGAGUACAAAGUGUGUGGGUCUUCCAUACCUCCGUCCUUCAUCUCUGCAAGGGACCAUGUUUGGAUAUUUUUUCAUUCAGAUGCAUCAAGCUCAGGACAGGCUCAGGGAUUUCGCCUUUCUUAUAUUAGAGGUAAGAUAGGUCAGGCCGUAUGCCAGUCAGAUGAAUUCCGUUGUGCAAAUGGAAAGUGUAUUCCCAGUACUUGGAAGUGUAAUUCCAUGGAUGAGUGUGGCGAUAACUCGGAUGAGAGAAACUGCACUGUCCCUCCAACAGAGCCUCUGUCCAGCAUCUGUCCCUCAGGAAUGUUCCAGUGCAGUGCAGCCCACUCCACCAAAUGCUUGAUGAACGAGCUGAGAUGUAACUCAGUGAAGGACUGCAGUGAUGGUUCGGAUGAAGAUAAUUGUCCUGAUCUUUCCUGUGGCAAAAGGCUGGAUAAUUUUUACGGAUCUUUCGCUUCCCCAGAUUUAUUCCGUGCUGAUCACAGCAGAUCAGACCUUCGUUGCACAUGGUAUGUGGACACACAAGAUAAUCGACACGUUCUGUUGCAGCUUGAUUUGCAGUUAGGCUACAACGACUACGUAAAGGUGUAUGAUGGCAUCGGAGAGAGAGGUGAUAAAUUAAUGCAGACAUUUUCGUACCACAACAAUAGGCAUUCGGUGAGUGUGGAGUCGUCAAAGGGGCAGCUCACUGUCUCAUACCAUGCCCGCUCCAAGAGCACUGGCCAUGGGUUCAAUGCAACCUAUCAGGUGAAAGGCUAUUGCCUUCCUUGGGAGCACCCUUGUGGAAGUGAUGAGGAGUGUUUCACAGAUAAGCAGCAUUGUGAUGGCUGGUGGCACUGUCCAAAUGGCAAGGAUGAGGAGAACUGUCCCGCUUGCCAGAAGAAUGAAUACCCAUGUGAAGGAAACAGUGGGCUUUGUUACUCAAUACUUGACCGCUGUAAUAACCAAAAGAACUGCCCAGAUGGCUCGGAUGAAAAAAACUGCUUUACUUGCCAGCCGGGAAACUUCCAUUGUGGUACAAAUCUGUGCAUCUUUGAGACUUGGCGCUGCGACGGCCAAGAAGACUGCCAGGAUGGAAGCGAUGAACAUAACUGCCUGGUGAUCGUUCCCAGGAAGGUCAUCACAGCUGCUCUGAUAGGGAGUCUCGUGUGUGGCUUGCUGCUGGUGAUAGCACUGGGUUGUGCAUUUAAAUUAUAUUCUCUGAGGACCAGGGAAUACAGAGCAUUUGAGACCCAGAUGACCCGACUCGAGGCAGAGCUUGUGCGACGGGAAGCUCCCCCUUCCUACGGACAGCUGAUUGCACAAGGACUGAUCCCCCCAGUUGAAGACUUCCCUGUGUACAAUGCAUCACAAGCUUCUGUGCUGCAGAACAUUCGAACAGCCAUGAGGAGGCAGAUGAGGCGACACUCGUCAAGACGGAGCUCGUCUCGGCGGCGCUUGGGCAGGCUCUGGAACAGACUCUUCCACAGACCUCGGGUGAGAGGACAGAUCCCGCUCCUGACGCCUGCCCGCACUUCACAGACUACACUGGGUGAUGGAAUCAUCAACCGUGCUGAUGGGACUAUUAGGAGCCCUCCGCCUUCCCCCGAAGGACCUAGUUUAGAGUCAAAUGCCCAUGGUCAAGCCAGGGGCUUACAAGAAGCUGGAUGUAGCAGUUUGCAGCCAGAGACUGAAAUCACAGAGCCAUCGCCUUCAAAUGUCUUACCGAGUACUUGCACAGCAGCACAUGCAGAGCCUGAGGCUGGACGCACUGAUAAAUCUUUAGGUGCUGAGACCUCCAGCAGCGAGCUUAAGCAGUCCAGUAAAGUGGAUUCAGGAAAGGCUUUCAGAGAUCCUUUAUCUGAAAGUGUUACAGAAAUGAUCCAUGGAGGGUCAGCGUCCAGGAGGACUGUCCCAGAGGACAGUAAUUUAAGUAGAAGUCAUCCGCUGAGUGAAGAGCCAUGUAGGUUACCCUUAAAAAAGUGGGAGUCUGCUUACCCAGACAGCCCUAUGAAUGUUCGUAUCCAAGUGGAUGGACAAAACCGAUGUUGCCCUAACUCAUACCGGGAGGAGCCUUUGGGUGUUCAUGCGGCUUGUUGCCAUUCUGUGGAAGUGCCAAUGUUAGAGUCCUCUACUCCCCUCUCUGAAAUCAAUACCAGUGAUGAUGAGUCUUUACUUGUUUGCUAAUAAAAAUUUUUGGUUUGGCCCUGUAAA